ACGACCUGGGACGCAUCCCUUUUUGCUACAGCUGUGCAGCAGAACAUAUCAACGCGAUGCACGAAAACAGCAACGUGUUUAGCCAGCUACAAAUAACAUCUUAAAUAUGCAAAUUGGUCGAUAUUGAAGGAAACUGGCUAUGGAUGACACAACAUACUGCAAUAAUUAUUAAUUACUGCUGAAAACUGACAGCAAAGAUCAGCCGGUUGAAGACAGCGUUCCUUUUUUACUGUGGCAGUCUUGUAACACAAUGCUUGGCCUUCAGGGAAGCACCUCGUCCCCGAAAAUGUACCGCUGUGUGGCUUGUUCAUCCACAUUUACAGGAUUGGCAUCCUUGUUGGUGCACCAAGCUUCUCAUGCUGUUCAAUAUGACAAGCAACCACCAGUAACUGAGGCGCAGCCCCCUUGCAGUCACUGUGGCGAAGUGUUUUCAAACAAGGAGCUCCUAGACCAGCACUGCUGCAAAGCACAACCAGAAACCCAAGCUUCCUCUCUCUUUAUUUGUGAUUGUGGGGAUGAGUUUCAGGAUUUUAAUGAAAUGCUGGAGCAUAAAAGAUCUCAUGUUUCAACACCCCAGCAGCACACCCAGGAGAUUGAUGUCAGAGAUUCAAACCAUGGAGAAUGCAGUCUAGGUGACCUUGCCCAACCUGUUUCCUGUCAGCCAAACCUGCACCAAUCAAUUUUAGGUCUUAGCCCCCCCUCCAAUUCCACACCCUUAACUCCAGCCAUACCGUGUUCACUCCUCACAAAGGUUAAUAGCACAUUGCCUGUUCCUAAAAUUGACAAGAAAGAGGGGUUUAUUACUCUGACCAGACCUCCAGAGCCAAACAACAUGCCUCCAGAACCAAUUGAGCAAGACUUGCAACCUGCUUUUCUUGACCAACCUGAAAAAAACGUUGCUGCACCGGAACCUCCAACAAAAUCCAUCCAAGAUGAGUCUACUGAGGAUACAGACUGUCCCGUUACAAGCAGCGCAACUUCUGAAGCUGCAGGUGCACCUAAAAACAAGACAAUAAUGAAGAUGGUAGCAAAUGCCUACAUGAAACGUUUCCAACCUUCUCAACAGUACCCAUUAAGACAUAAGCGACUUGUGAUCCCUAAAAGAGAGGUUAUACCUGUGGAGGUGACAGCGGAAUCCAAACAAACAGGAGCAUCCACUCCAGGGCAUUCUGUUGGCCAGUUAAGACACCUGCUUAGUAAGUCUGGUGCAAAGUCAAUAGCUCGUCCAUCUAGCAGUAGUGGUAUCAUAUCUUUGACUCAGACCUUCUGCCCUGUGGUAGUUCUUGAAACCCGCCAAAAACUUUGUGAUUCUAGCAACAGUGAAACACAGGGGCGAUAUCAGUGUGGCCGCUGCCGGAGAGUUUUUCAGGACUUGAACAGUUUGACAGUACAUCAUGCCUUACACAGGAAAGAAAUAGUGAAGUGUUGUCGUCACUGUAAACAACUGAUGAUUGGGAAACCACCCCUUCCAGAUAACCACAUUUGUCCCCUUGCUCCCCAGCACCUUACCUCAGUAGGGAGCAAGUUCUCCUCUAUUAAAAAGACUGCUUCAUUCUAUAGUCAGAAGGACCGCACCUUUAAACAACAACAAAGAAGCUUCUUAAGUGCUAAAGCUAGGACACCUUACUUUUGUCAAGUGUGCAAACACAGCUAUGCCCGUAGCUAUAAUCUCAAAGUGCACAAGUGUCAGGGACCACCCCGUCAUACUCUGCAUGCCACAAACUCCAACUUGUACAAAACCACUACAUUUGGGGCAAACUUGAAAGGACAGUAUCCUGUUACAAGUAUAAAUGAGGGGCCCCUGAUCUCAAAAAGCAUUGCUGUGGGCCCUGACAUCACUCGUCAGAUAAAGGAGGAGGUGAUUGCUGCAGAAUCAACGCCUCAUCCUCAAUUCCCUGAUUUGCUCUGGUCUGGCUCACCUAAAAGCUUCUCACCCUUCUAUUCUAAAGUUUCCAAGCAGGUAACACCAAAAGAGAUUGAAUCAGCAUCUGCUGAAGAUGGUUUAGGUGAUGGGGACAACACAGCAGGUAGUUCAAAACAAGGAGAGCGAGAUGAAGGAGAAUGGACAAUGCCUUUGGAUGAUUCUGAGAUCGAUGUGUUGAUUGAGGCCGUAGAUGCAGAAGAUGAUGAUGACUUAGUGUUACAAGAACCCAUUUCUCAGGGUCAUGUCAAGUCCACAAAGGAUGGCGUGCCUUAUUUCAUUAAAGAUGGUGUUAGACGUUUUCCCUGCUAUAGAUGUCAGAAGACUUACAGUCGAGGGUCCACUUUAAGAAAGCAUCAAAGGCUGUGUGGAAAUAGAGCAUUUUUUCCACAAUCUGCCAUCCAAGCGGCAGCACAGAAAGUGAACAAGGGUCAACCCCAGUUUGAUUGCUAUGUCUGUGGCCUGAGCUUUAACCGCAAGGAUAACCUGCUGGUUCAUAGGAAGAAGUGCCAGUUAAGUAAAACUGUGGCAAGGAAUGAUCAUGGACAUUUACAACAGCGCAUAUCAGUAGCCCAGGCGCCACCACGCCUCGGAGCACAAAGUAGUGCACCUAAGAGCAAAACUCAGGAGGAUAAUGGGCAGAAUUGGGGUAUUAUGUCGUUACCUAAUGUUCUCCCCAGGAGAGUGACAUGUGAGUGUGGCGCAGGCUUUACUUCUCCACGGCUUCUCCUAGAGCAUUUGCAAAAGCAUGCACAGGAAUCCUAUACCUGCCCUACAUGUGGUGAGACACUAAGUUCCUGGGCAGACUAUGAAGUCCACCUGCAGGUACACAUGCAGCCUCGGCACAAGAUGUACGGGGAAAUGCAACUGCAGCGAUCUCCACCACUUCUGCUGAGAUUUCCACAGCAGCCGCCUCAACAUCGGCAGCCUAUGCCAAAACAACGACCUGUGCCUCAACAACACACUUCGCCAGUGCAGCGCACUCAGGCAAAUCAACAACCUUUGCGGAAGCCUAGGAAGCAGCAGCCUCGCAGUGUAUGCAUACGAUGCAGCAACACCUUUUGCAGUCGCGGUGCACUGCUCAAGCACCUUUCCUUGAAUCGGUGCAAAGGUGACAGAGGUGCCAGUUCAGCAAAGGCAAACCACUGUUCCCGCUGCAGCAUGGACUUUCCCAAUGCCCUCAGCCUCAAGUUUCACCAGCUCAAUGGAAUGUGCAAGCCUGCAUUCAAACCCAUGCGUUGCCCUGUGUGCGUACGCUGGUUUGGCACUGUGGAGGGACUCCAGAAACACCUGCAAACACAUGACCAGCCCAAGGCCAAUUCAUUUCGCUGCGUCAUCUGCCAGCGCCACUAUCCCAGCCUUCGGUCACUGAAAGACCACCGCAGAAAGGUCCAUCGCAUUUUGUCUGGUGACACAGCACCAGUUACACGAUGAGCAGGAAUCCUAUGGGAAAUGUAUCCCUAGAGAACAGAUUCAUUAUAGAAAAAAGGUUUAAGCAAGAUCGAUUGAGUUUAAAUUAGAGCAAUUUAAUUUUGUCUUGUAACCAUAUAUAAUCAUUGUAUUGUACUAUACUACUUUGACUAUGUUCACUGUUUAGCAAUAGACUUUCCUUGAUAUCUUAGAUUUCUCACUUGACCCACUUUCCUGAUCAUAGUUGUAAACUCUAGUAUUGUGUUGUAAAAAGUGAUGUUCCUGUUCUUAACUUCCACUAGCUACCUUUUUAGAAUCAAAAGGUGGAAGACUCACUAUCAUCUCUCACAUCCCAGGUAGUAUGCACACCUUUGGCCAACAUAUCAAACUGUAGGGAAUUAGCUGUUGACACAUGGGUUGGGUUCAUAAAUAAAGCUGAUCUGUCAUUGUUGUCUAUUGCUAACCACAACAGGAGAACUAUGAUGGCGAUAAUCUCAAUGUGAUUUGACCAUGUAAAUAUCUCUUAAAAUGUCUGUCCAGUUGCAGAUGGUUUUAGUUAAGCCCAAGAAAUGUUAUAAAGAUGGUAAGCCUAUGUUUGCAAGGCAUAGUGCACAUCUUUGUAAAUGUGUUGUGUUGCAGUGACCUGAUAUGUCCACAUGACAAUAGCAUGUCAUUGACGCUAACACAUUUACCAAGAGUUUAUUUACAUUACGCUACAUUUUCCGAGACAUGUCUCUCAACACUAGAUUAUUUUGUUGUGUAAACUUACAGAUAUGAAUAGCUCGUCAAAUCCAGUUCAAAGUAAUCCUGCCGUACUUUACACUAGGUGUGUAAUAACAGGAGUUCAGCGUUAUGUGUGACGCAAGCUGAUGUGUAAACUUUGCACAUCAGCACCGUGUUUCCUCUCACAUUGAAAACAAAUUGUCUGGCUCACAUGAACAAUGUCAAACUGUAGAAUUCAUGAAGUCUAAAUACAUUUAAAAGGCUUAUUGCCAGUGUAUAAACGCUGUCCAUACUACAUGUUCUCCAUGUACUGCGUAUACAUUGUGCGUAUGCUGGGCAGACGUGUGCUAUCUGGGAUGUAGGUUUUAUCAAUGCUGGUGUUACAUACAUUAGUUUUGCUCAGAAUUAGCUUGGUAAAACAUUUCAGUAGUCUGCCAUAAGCCAGAGGUUACAUUAAAUUAUUUUUAACUUUGCUCAUGGUCUGUAAGAUUAGUCCUUAAGCAGUGGUGAAAUUGGGGGUAUGGGUGGGUGGGGGUUGCCAUACCUGCAACAGAAACAAGAUGCAGGACAUUUACUUGAGGGACUUACUUCGAAAUGAGUGAAACAGAAGUAGUAACCUCUGUUUAAGGACCAACUCGAUAAAAAAUGAAAUGUUAUUUAACUCCUGGCUUUCGUUUGACGUUACUGUUUUGGCAUGCUAACGGCAAUACUAGUGUGAUGUUUGUUCAAUUUUGUAAGUUCCAUCACAACUCCAGAAUUUUGAAUAAAUGUAAUUUCAACAUACUUAACCUCUUGCCCACUCAGGUGGAAAUGAGGCAACAUAUCCACAGGAACGUUAUAUUGACUGACUUCAUUAAUAUUGACUGAAUUCAUUAUCAAAAGCUGUGCACAAGACUGAGUAUUGUGACACUGAGUCAUACAAGUUUGUACAUGGUUUUGCGCAUCUGCCAGGUAAUGGCAGUAUCUGCAUGCUAAAUAGUGGGUUAAUAGUACUUCAAUAUGGAUAUUUUUCUACACUUCCUGCCAUUAAAGGGAACAGCAUGGACAGCUGGUAAAGUAUGUUUAAUUGUAUUUAUCCUUCUGGCUCGUAGAGUCUUUAUGAGGACUUAUUUUAGACUGAAAUCCAUUGGUUAACUAUGGUGACAGUCUGAUGUUUAGGCCUGUUCAACAUUUAAAUGUGCAAUUUAUUGUUAAUAAGUGCUAUUUUAGGUCGUACAAAAAAUGUUGAAGGUUUUAUAUUGAUGUGGUAGCUGUCAGUGCAUUGUGGAGAAAACAAUUGUAAGUGAAUAUAUCUGAGUACUUCCAUGAAAACUGUAUAGCAAAUAGCAUGUAGUGUGUUGCUUCUUGUGUUAAUAAAACUAUUAAUACCGUA
Molecule: messenger RNA, 5426 nt
Organism: Esox lucius (northern pike)
Lineage: Eukaryota; Metazoa; Chordata; Actinopteri; Esociformes; Esocidae
Product: zinc finger protein 628
Exons: 2
Coding region: 251-3355 (1034 amino acids)
Biological process (GO): regulation of transcription by RNA polymerase II
Cellular component (GO): nucleus
Molecular function (GO): DNA-binding transcription activator activity, RNA polymerase II-specific; RNA polymerase II cis-regulatory region sequence-specific DNA binding
Source: RefSeq, a predicted model, not a curated record